Messenger RNA from Marasmius oreades (fairy-ring Marasmius), 425 nucleotides. RefSeq lists its product as uncharacterized. NCBI's taxonomy places the organism in Eukaryota, Fungi, Basidiomycota, Agaricomycetes, Agaricales, Marasmiaceae. The record is from RefSeq and is a predicted model, not a curated record. The transcript is spliced from 3 exons. The coding region runs from base 68 to 301 and encodes 77 amino acids.
CAACUUCGAUGUCUUCUGAAAUUGUGACCUUCUCUGUCUUCCCCUGGUUGACUCCACUCUCACAAAAAUGGGCACUUUUUGUGACCUAUUCAAACAUUUACAAUCUCAUCCAACUGCACGAGCGCUCCUCGAAGGCUUCCGGCCCAACGACCUGUAUCACGCAGUGCUAUUCAGCUCUAUCCAGGCCGAAGAUGUAGCAGAACACCCUCUCAAGUUCAUGUGGUUGGUCGAAAACGCCGAUGUCUGUCUAGAUGUUGGCUUUAGCUUGGCCGAAACUCGAACAUCUACACCGUACUAUUAAAGUUCUUUUCCUUUCUCCGUGAGAAGCAAAUGAUUGGACGCGUUAUGAUUCACCCCGAAGUGCGUACUGUCAUUGACCCUGAAGUCGGAAAAACCGGGAAUUCGGAAAUUUGUACUGUAGCCAA